Molecule: messenger RNA, 5398 nt
Organism: Puntigrus tetrazona (Sumatra barb)
Lineage: Eukaryota; Metazoa; Chordata; Actinopteri; Cypriniformes; Cyprinidae
Gene: ppip5k1a
Product: diphosphoinositol pentakisphosphate kinase 1a
Exons: 27
Coding region: 418-3645 (1075 amino acids)
Biological process (GO): inositol phosphate biosynthetic process; inositol metabolic process
Cellular component (GO): cytosol
Molecular function (GO): 5-diphosphoinositol pentakisphosphate 1-kinase activity; diphosphoinositol pentakisphosphate kinase activity; inositol hexakisphosphate kinase activity
Source: RefSeq, a predicted model, not a curated record
GAUGUAAAGUUCGGUUUCAUCCACAACCUGUCAAAUCCGAGGACAGCUGUGAAAGAGUCAACACCGCUUCGCACAUCGCGUAGAAAGAAGAUGCUUUUUUCAUCAUUCAGUUGACUCUUUAAGGAUCUUGUUAAGACACCUGGAAAGAGAUCCUCUCAUAUAAACUGAAAAACAUCAAUCCUUGGAAGAAUGAGCUUGUGUUGUCAGUCCAUCGCCUUGCAUCCUCCCCAAUAAGUAUUUACCUCAUUCAGCCUUUCCUCUACCUCUCUAACUCACAUUCACACGCUUCACCAGUGACCCACCGCUGCUCCUGCAGGCUGGGUACGGAGCUGGUCUGGCCGUGCGCCCCUCCAGCUCUGUGUGUUAGUGUGAGAUGGCGCGGCAGGAAGCAGAGGGUCGCUGCCGCUGUGGACUGUAAUGUCAGAGCCCAGCAGCCCCGGCGAGAGCCAGUGCGGCGCUCCCAGAUUCUUCGUGGGCUGCGCGGAGGAUGAGAGCGAAGGCCUGGACGACUACGCCAGCAUGAGGACAGACAUGGAGCUGUACGAAGACGACCUGGAGGAUGACUCGGUACGAACGCCUCCAGAGCGUCAGAUCGUGGUGGGGAUUUGCUGUAUGAUGAAGAAAUCCAAGUCCAAACCCAUGACUCAGAUUUUGGAGCGUCUUUGCAAGUUUGAGUACAUCACAGUGGUCAUCUUUCCAGAGGAUGUCAUACUCAAUGAGCCGGUGGAGAAGUGGCCACUCUGUGACUGCCUGAUCUCAUUUCACUCUAAGGGUUUCCCCUUGGAUAAAGCAGUGAGUUACGCAAAACUCCGCAACCCGCUGCUCAUCAAUGAUCUUAAUAUGCAGUAUUACAUACAGGAUAGGAGGGAAGUAUAUCGAAUUCUUCAGGAGGAGGGGAUAGAUCUGCCACGCUAUGCUGUGCUAAACCGCGACCCUGACAAACCUGAUGAGUGUAACCUGGUUGAGGGAGAAGACCAAGUUGAAGUUAACGGUGAAGUCUUUCUAAAACCCUUUGUAGAGAAGCCAGUUUCUGCUGAGGACCAUAAUGUGUACAUCUACUACCCAACUUCAGCUGGAGGAGGCAGCCAGCGUCUCUUUAGAAAGAUUGGGAGCAGAAGUAGUGUUUACUCUCCAGAGAGCAGUGUGAGGAAAACUGGCUCCUAUAUCUAUGAAGAGUUCAUGCCAACUGAUGGCACAGAUGUGAAGGUAUAUACAGUAGGGCCGGAUUAUGCUCACGCGGAGGCUCGUAAAUCCCCUGCUCUCGACGGGAAAGUUGAGCGAGACAGUGAAGGCAAAGAAAUCCGCUACCCAGUCAUGCUGACUGCCAUGGAGAAGCUUGUGGCCCGUAAAGUCUGUCUGGCAUUCAAGCAAACGGUGUGCGGAUUCGACCUUCUCCGAGCCAAUGGCCACUCUUAUGUGUGUGAUGUCAAUGGAUUUAGUUUUGUGAAGAAUUCCAUGAAGUACUAUGAUGACUGUGCUAAGAUCCUGGGAAAUAUAGUGAUGAGGGAGCUGGCUCCUCAGUUCCAGAUCCCCUGGUCUAUACCUACUGAGGCUGAGGACAUUCCUAUUGUACCCACUACAUCAGGGACCAUGAUGGAGCUUCUCUGUGUGAUAGCUGUGAUCCGUCAUGGAGAUCGUACACCAAAGCAGAAGAUGAAGAUGGAAGUGCGGAAUCCCAUGUUCUUUGAGCUUUUUGAAAAAUACGGUGGAUAUAAAACGGGCAAGCUGAAGCUAAAGAAACCUAAACAACUGCAGGAAGUUCUGGACAUUACCAGGACACUUUUGGCAGACAUAGGACAGCAUACUGACUGUGAAAUAGAGGAGAAGAAGUCCAAGCUUGAGCAACUAAAGACUGUUCUAGAAAUGUAUGGUCAUUUCUCUGGAAUCAAUAGGAAAGUGCAGCUAACAUAUCUUCCUCAUGGACAACCCAAAACAUCCAGUGAGGAGGAAGAUACUCGUAAGGAGGGCCCCUCUAUACUGCUGGUGCUGAAGUGGGGAGGAGAACUGACUCCAGCUGGCAGAGUUCAGGCUGAAGAACUCGGCAGGGCUUUUCGCUGCAUGUAUCCUGGAGGUCAAGGGGAUUAUGCUGGCUUUCCAGGCUGCGGCCUGCUCAGGCUACACAGCACAUACCGGCACGACCUCAAGAUCUAUGCCUCUGAUGAGGGCAGGGUGCAAAUGACUGCUGCUGCCUUCGCAAAGGGUCUCUUGGCACUGGAAGGGGAACUGACACCAAUCCUGGUCCAGAUGGUAAAGAGUGCAAAUAUGAACGGCCUGCUGGAUAAUGAUAUCGAAUCCCUCAGUGGCUGUCAGCAGAGGGUUAAGGCUAGACUUCAUGAGAUCAUGCAGAAAGAUGAAAUCUUCACAGAAGAAGACUUUGACAGGCUGGCUCCAACGUGCAGUAGCUCCCUGUUGAACUCUAUGAAGGCUGUGGAGAAUCCAGUUAGUACGUGUGAUCAAGUCUACACCCUUGUCCAGAGCCUCACCUCACAGAUCCGCACAAGACUUGAAGACCCCAAAUCAGCAGAUUUACAGCUGUACCACAGCGAGACACUGGAGAUGAUGCUGCAGCGCUGGUCUAAGUUGGAAAGGGACUUCCGCAUGAAGAGCGGCCGCUACGACAUCAGCAAAAUUCCUGACAUUUAUGACUGUGUUAAGUAUGAUGUGCAGCACAACGGCUCUCUGGGCCUGGAGGACACUUUGGAACUCUUCAAGCUCUCCCGAGCACUAGCCAACAUUGUCAUACCACAGGAGUACGGCAUUAAUAAGGUGGAGAAGCUGGAUAUUGCGUAUGCUUACUGUCUGCCUUUAGUGAAGAAGAUUCAGCUUGACCUUCAGAGGACACACGAGGACGAGUCUGUUAACAAGCUGCAUCCACUGUAUUCACGUGGAGUGCUGUCACCAGGCAGGCAUGUCCGAACUCGGCUGUAUUUCACAAGCGAGAGUCACGUCCACUCCCUGCUUAGCAUUUUCCGUUAUGGUGGCCUAUUGGAUGAGGAAAAGGACCAGCAGUGGAAGAGAGCCAUGGAUUAUCUGAGUGCAGUGACUGAACUCAACUACAUGACCCAGAUUGUCAUUAUGCUCUAUGAAGACAACAAUAAGGACCCGUCCUCUGAAGAGCGCUUCCAUGUGGAACUGCAUUUCAGCCCUGGGGUCAAAGUGUCUGAGGAGGAGAGCGCUCCGAUGGGCUUUGGCUUCCGACCAGCUUCUGCUGAAAACGAUCAAAAGCAAACAGACCCUGGUAGUUUGGAAAAUCUCGUACGGGAUGAGCCUGACCGCGCUUUGCCCCUCUCAGAGGCCAUCAGCACCCAGAGGAAAUCCCCUCUGAUCCGGAAUCGCAAGACUGGCUCCAUGGAGGUACUGUCGGAAAGCUCGUCCUCUAAAGGGGGCAGCUAUCGCCUUUUCCCCUCCUGCUCACGUCAGUCUCCAGAGAUGAAGCAGAGCGGAUUAGGCUCUCAGUGCGCUGGUCUCUUCAGCACCACCGUCCUGGGGGGCUCCUCUAGCGCCCCCAACCUUCAGGACUACGCACGCACACACAGCAAAAAAUUCUCCUCGGGCAGUUUGACCUAUAAAGACGGAAUCCAAAAACGUCUGAAGCAAAAACAUGGUAAAAAUGUAGAUUUUGUGAACAGCAAACUGAAUAUAUAAACUCUUGCCUUUAACUACAUAAAGGGGGGGUUUGCUAUGAUAGCAUUUUACAAUUCAGUCUCAGACACAACACAUUUCAAAAGUUUGAGGUCUGUAAGAUUUUUUUUUGUUGUUGCUGUUUUUGAAAGAAGUCUCUAAUGCACAAAAAAAACAGUAAAACAUAUGAACGUUCAAAUUGUUUGUUGUCUAGAACGUAUUUCACAUGUUAAUGUAUUAAUUUUCAUGGCAAAGCAGAAUUUGCAGCAGUGUUUAGUGUCACAUGAUCCUUUAGAAAUAACUAGUAUGCUAAUUCGUGCUAAAGAUAUACUCCUACCUACCAUCAGUGUUGAAAACAGUUGUGCUGCUUAAUUUUGGAAAGUGGAAACCUUGCUACAUUUCUUUCAGGAUUUAAAGAAUAUAAAAAGUUAUGUAUUUGUAUAUGUAUAUGAGAUACAUGAUCCACUGUUAUAUUGCAAGUGUUGUUUGAUCAAUUCAGUGCAUUUUCACUGUAUGAUUUUUUUUUUAAUUCUAUUUUUUUUUUUAUCUUAUUGACCCCAAACUUUUGAACAUUAGUGUAUAUUGCAUUAAUUUAUUUGGUAACACUUUACAAUAAGGUUCUAUAUGUUAACACUAUUAAAUGCAGUAGCUAACAUUUACAGCAUUUAUUAAUCUUAAUAGUAUAUUUAGGAAUUGAUACAUGUGACAUUUCAAGAUCUUAGCAUUAGCUAAUGUACCAUAUUCUAAAUAAAAUCCUGAAUUAACAAAGACAUUAACCUAAACUCAUACAUAGGACUGGUGAUUGUUAGAAGAUACAUAAUGUUAAUGAACUGAACCUUUUUAUAAAGUGUGACCCAUUAUUUGGGUAUUAUAAUUAUUACUAAAUUUGAUUAGUGGCCAUUAGCUAAUUUGAAAAUGCAUUGCCAAAUUGUCUCUCCAGUCCCGAUUCCUUCCAGAAUGUUCAGUUUGUACAUUUUUUUUGUCCACAAGGUGUCAGUGUGACAUUGUUUGGAGUUCUCCCUGUUUCAGUUCCCAUUUCUUGUGUCUUGUUUUGUUCACUGCCGUUUUUGCAGUUAUAACUUUACUCUCUCAUUUGUCGCUAUCGUAAACACGAGCCUGUUCAUUUAACCUUAUUAGCCUCCGUUAAAAACCUCUGGCUGGUCUGUAGGACCGGCCGGUCAUCGAGCACAAUCCCCUUUUGUCCUCUCUGUUGUGUGUGGUUGUGUCCCGUGAAGGCAUGUGCUGUUACACUACAGGCUCUCAGAGCUGCUUGCAUCGCCGAAGCGAGGGGUCGAUCGGACCGGCUCCAGCUUUUCAUGCUUCAGUCCACCAUUUUGUUUGUUCUGAGAGAUGACGUCUGAUAAGAUGGCAUCUGUAUUUAUAGUAGAGAAGUGCCCAUAAAGUGACAAGCCAAAAAUAUUACAGUAGCCAAGGUGUUAUAAAUAGAUCCGCUAAUUUACUGCGGCGACUCUGUGAGGACAUUUAAGCAGUUAUGAUGAAGAUCUGUCCUAUUGCCUUUUGUUUUUCCUUUUUAAGAGUUUAUUUUCUCUACCUGAGCUAGGAAUAGCCUCAGUGAACCCAUCUGUGAGAUUAACAUUUAAGCAACAUUCUCACUCUUUAGCUAAAAGUCUAAAUCGCAUUGAGACGCUGCUCUUCUGCUUUCUGUCUGUAGUCACAGUAGAAACCCAGCCCUACAUCCCUCACCCUAACUCUCCUUGACAGUCUCACACCUUCAGCUCUGUAACACCAUCCCCAUCCUGUACAGGUGUACUGUAAA